This is a messenger RNA of Corythoichthys intestinalis (scribbled pipefish), 4037 nucleotides long. It is a transcript of the gene twnk, whose product is annotated as twinkle mtDNA helicase. The transcript is spliced from 6 exons. Gene Ontology annotation, biological process: mitochondrial DNA replication. Gene Ontology annotation, cellular component: mitochondrion. Gene Ontology annotation, molecular function: ATP binding; 5'-3' DNA helicase activity; single-stranded DNA binding. Bases 1028 to 3160 code for a protein of 710 amino acids. The record is from RefSeq and is a predicted model, not a curated record. NCBI's taxonomy places the organism in Eukaryota, Metazoa, Chordata, Actinopteri, Syngnathiformes, Syngnathidae.
CCCGAGAGGAACAUUAAUGAGCAUGACAGCACUGUCCAUAUUUCACAGAACGAGCAGCAAAAGCAAAAUGAACAGGAAAGACAGGAUGAGACGAGAGUAGGAUCAAACCGGUGUUCUGCCAAAAUGUGCUACACCGGCGAAAUGCGCUACAGGUGGCGAAUUUGACAUCCAAAGUACUACCGUGUGCUUUCAGCUUGUUUUGUUUAGAUGCAUACAGACAGAACAUACUCAAGAUGCAUUAGAAAAUACUUAAAUGUAGUAAUCUCAAAUGAGGGUGGUUUAAAUACGCUACGUGACGAAUGUGGUCAGCAGAUCAACGAUCUGCUUUAAAGCUACCACAAAAAAACACAAUGCUUAAGAGUAUGAGAGAGAAACGCAUGCAAAAAGUAUUUUUAGGCAAUGAAAAGGUAAUACAAUACUCAAUAAAAACACAUAGUUAGUAUUCGCUGCUUUUAACAGAUGUGCGCAUGUGUUGGACGUCAGAACAUCGGUAGUGUUCGUCUGGUGACAGCGACAAACUACGUCAUCACGCCGAGCAUCCAUUGCGGGCAUAAAACAUGGCGGCCUCCAUAGGUCAAAAUAUGUACUAAAUAUUGUAGGUUUUUAAAUCAAUGACAGUAUUUUAUGUGUUUCUAAUAAAUAUUUCAGUAAAAGAGAAAAAAUGUAGCUUAUUAGAGCCUACAAGUCUUUAAGUCUGAGGUUACCUUUAAGACAUUAUCUUGUUUGCAUGAUGAUAUCUUAAUGUUUGCUUCCCGUGAAGCCUAGCCUCAUGUUUUUCUACUGGCGGUGUUUAUUUCCGCUAUUUCCAGUGGUCUUGUAAUGUUGCAUAGUGUAAAACAUACUUUUUUUUUUACCAAUAUCCAUGUAAACCUUAUUUUGUUGCUUUGUAGCCCUUAAAAAAUACUUAAAAACCUGUUUUUUGACCCAAUUAAGAUCUUCUACAAUUGAUGUGAUUGGGCCUGAUUUCUGAUCAUGUGAUCCGAUCGGAGACGACCUUCACCCCUACUGCUGGGAAGGAUCAAUCCCAAUGUGGAGGCAAUUGCUUCUGAGGGGUCUGGCUCGGGUGGGGGCCCCGAGUUUUCACUUCCAGAGACAUUUUGCCUCCGCAUUUGUGGGUCCCCUGACUCAUAUCAGAGCUCCAAGGGCUUUGUGGGCAUUCAAAUUGCGGGACACGGGUGCCUCCUUUUGCAGGGGUUACAAGAAAGAUGCCAAAUCCACAGUGGAGUUUCUGGAGAGCCCCGUCACAGUCACCGACAUCAGGCAGUACCUACGCUCCAAGGACGUGCCUUUCCACGAUGGUUUCAGUUGCCUGCACGCGCCCAGCAUUUUUGUGGACGCCGCCACCAGGGCCGAGCGCUUUUCCCUGUUCGUGGACAAGACCACCGGGCAGUUCCUAUGCAUGGAUACACAGGUGGAGGGGAGCUGGGAAGACCUCCAGGACUGCCUGGAGGUCAUGCAAGCGGAGGAGCAGGAUUUCCUCAGCCCGCAAGUGCUGCUGGGAUUCCCGGAAAGUGCCGAGGAGCGGGAGCAGAGCGAGAGGGAUGCCAGGGAGGUGAGAAGCAUCUGGUCCACCUCGGUGCCUUUCUCGGAGUUGACGGAGGAUGAGGCGCAGCUCGUCAAAACCAUGUUCCAGAUUACAAAGAUCACCAACGCAACACUGAAGAAGUUUGGCGUGAGGCUUUUCAAGCCUACCAAGAGUCUUGUUUUCCCUUGGCUGGGUGGUCCCGAUGCCUCCUUGAAGGGGCUGAAGCUUCUCUCAGCGCAAAGCGUGGACGACGGAGAUGGCGUCGGUUACAAUGAGGCGAUGGUUCCAAAGUGCAGCUCCUACAACAACCUCUUUGGCCUCGCCUCGCUGAGCCGCGCGGACUCCGACAUAGUCGUGACGGGCCGUGAGUUGGACACGCUGGCUGUCAGCCAGGCCACAGGGCUGGCCAGCGUGGCCCUCCCGCGGGGCGUUAGUUGCCUGCCUCCCGCCCUGCUUCCCUACCUGGAACAGUUCAAGCGUGUUACUUUAUGGUUGGGCGGGGACGUACGAUCCUGGGAGGCUUCCAAGAUCUUCUCUCGCAAGCUUGGCCUGCGGCGCUGUCGACUGGUGCGGCCCGGGGAGUACCGACCCUGUCCCGGGGAGGCCCUGGCGCAGGGCAAGAACUUGAGCCGCAUCGUGGCGACCGCCAUCCCCGCCGCGCACAAGUCCAUUGUGUCCUUCAAGCAGCUUCGUGAAGACGUAUAUGGGGAGAUGGUCAACACGGAGCAGGUAGCUGGCGUGAGGUGGGCUCGCUUUCCAGAGCUUAAUAGAAUCCUGAAGGGACAUCGCAAGGGAGAGCUCACGGUUUUCACAGGUCCUACUGGAAGCGGAAAGACCACCUUCAUCAGUGAGCUGGCCCUGGACCUGUGCACGCAGGGCGUCAACACGCUAUGGGGAAGCUUUGAGAUCAACAACGUGCGUUUGGCCAAGAUCAUGUUAACGCAGUUCGCCAUGCAACGGCUGGAGGACAACUUGGAGCACUACGACUACUGGGCGGACAAGUUUGAGGAGCUACCACUCUACUUCAUGACCUUCCAUGGCCAGCAGAACAUCAAGUCGGUGCUGGACACCAUGCAGCACGCAGUCUAUCUCUACGACAUCAACCACGUGGUUAUCGACAACCUGCAGUUCAUGAUGGGACAGGAGAACCUCUCGGUUGAUAAGUUUGCCGUCCAGGACCACAUUAUCGGCGCGUUCAGGAAGUUUGCAACCAACUCCGGCUGCCACGUCACGCUCAUCAUUCAUCCAAGGAAGGAGGAGGACGACCGAGAGCUGCAGACGGCCUCCAUAUUUGGUUCAGCAAAGGCCAGCCAAGAGGCAGACAACGUGCUAAUCCUACAGGAAAAGAAGCUGGUGACCUGCCCGGGCCGCCGCUCGUUGCAAGUGACCAAGAACCGCUUUGACGGCGACGUAGGUGUCUUUCCACUGGACUUCAUCAAGGCCUCGCUCACCUUUUCCACACCCGUCAAAGGCAAACACAAGCUGAGAAAGGUCGCCGCUAAGCCAGAGGAGGACGAGGGUGACGAAACACCCCCAAAGAAGGACGCUGCCAAACGAGAGAAGGCGGACAAACAGCAAAGCAAAACACCAAAGUCCACGCGAGCUGCUAAGAAUCCUGCAACGGGAAGUGAAUGAAUGUGAUUGACAAACUAAUUAAUCUUAAUCGUGCUUUAACUACAGUAGACCAUCACAAUGUGACUACGUACUACUACUGUAACAUUUUAUAGACUGACAAACAUGCACAUAUUUUUAAUAAAUAUUUCAUAUUGAGACUGCUCUUUUUUUCAAUGUCUAAUGUCAGAUUUUCAACACCCAAACCAUUCCUCAUGGAUGUCGCACAUUUGAGAUGUUUGAAGAUACUAAUCCUUGAUUAGCAGACACAUCAAAACCACAUGUCCCACAACAGCUGCGGAGCUGGAAUGACUUUGAAAAUGCGACGGAGUCCGCUGACGCCCAUCUAGAAUUUUCACUUCCUGUACAGGAAAAGAUAAGAUCAACAGCAUGUAAACUGCAUUCAUUUGGAGUCUUUAAAUGGCAUCAGACGGAACUAAUGUACUGUAAGCGAGACACGUUAAAUGCUUAACACUUUCAGGGACAGUCAAAUUUUGCUGCUUUGAUGAUUUGUUUAAUUAGAGUGGCGUUGUAAUGGUUUGUUUUGAAAGUAUAUGCAUUCAGUUUUGUUGAUUUGGGUGGAUACACUAGUGGCAACAGUGAUAUGACAUAACUCGUCUCACGGCUAAAUCCAACUGCUCACCUGUUAUGGCCAAUAUAAGGUUGUAAGUUUUGUUUAGUUUGAGCUAAUGUGUUUGUUUAUGCAUUUGUAUUUUAGUUUAGAAGAAUAUUUAGAUUUUUUUGUGGGAAUACGUGUUUGAACGAUUUGUUAAGAGUUUUGUAUGUUAAAAAAAUUAAAUAAAUUAGGAUUUUAUAGCAUUUAAGCUAGCAGACUUUUGCCAUCCAAGUUAGCUAAUUGUUCUUUUGUUGUACUGUACUUCGAUCCUCGUUUAUUUUAACA